This is a messenger RNA of Brassica napus (rape), 837 nucleotides long. RefSeq names its product auxin-induced protein X15-like. The record is from RefSeq and is a predicted model, not a curated record. The coding region runs from base 188 to 505 and encodes 105 amino acids. The transcript has a single exon. Gene Ontology annotation, biological process: response to auxin. Lineage: Eukaryota; Viridiplantae; Streptophyta; Magnoliopsida; Brassicales; Brassicaceae.
GUGAUAGAUAUAUCGCAUCUUACUGCUAUUUUAGCAUUAAAGUCUUUUCAUUAUCUUGAAGUCACAUGCUAGCUUUAAGUUCACUCCUAUAAAUAAAAAUUUCUUCUCCUCCUUGUCUAUCAAGUCACUUGCUUCAAAUAUUUGGUACAUUCUCAAAUUGAUAAGUUGCAUUGAAGAAAACACAAAGAUGGGUUUAAUGCGGUCCGUGCUUCCAAAUGCAAAGCAAAUCUUCAAAUCACAAUCUAUGAGGAACAAAAACGGACCACCAUCAUCAACAACAACUUCAGGGCUUGUUCCUAAAGGUCACGUAGCCGUUUAUGUUGGGGAAAGAAUGGAGAAGACAAGGUUUGUGGUUCCGAUAUCAUACUUGAACCAUCCUUUGUUCAGAGAGUUUCUUAAUUGCGCGGAGGAAGAGUUCGGAUUUCAUCACCCAAUGGGUGGUUUGACGAUUCCUUGUCGAGAAGAAGCGUUUCUUCAUCUCAUUACAUCUCAUCAGCUGCACUGAGGAACACAAUUAUUAAUAUUUAGUAGCCUUAAGGGUUUUGAUGAAACUUUGUUUUCUCUCUCUCUAAGGGGAGAAUUAUAGGAAACUUACUUGUGUGUAUACAUCGGAAUAAGAUACUAAAAGUUGUACUAUAGUAUUUAUAUUCAAACUAUUAAAAGGUCAAGAUGCAGAGGGUGGCAACUUAUCAAAAAAAAAAAAGAUUUAGAGGGUGACUGCAUUCUAAGCUUUAAAGGUUGUGCAUAGGAGAUUUAGAUCUCUUUUUAUUUUCUUACCAAUUUGUUGUGUGUAAAUGCUUAAUAUAUUGGGAACAAAUAUAUAUAUUUGAAACAUAA